Molecule: messenger RNA, 5403 nt
Organism: Gallus gallus (chicken)
Lineage: Eukaryota; Metazoa; Chordata; Aves; Galliformes; Phasianidae
Exons: 2
Coding region: 2701-3645 (314 amino acids)
Source: RefSeq, a predicted model, not a curated record
AUCCCUCAUUGCCACGCAGCACCGCAGCAGCCCAGCUCCAGUCCCUUCCCCAGUCUCAGUGGGAUCGGUUUGUUCUCUUCUCGUCCUCUUAGAGAAACAGCAGCUACCAAGCCAGCAAACCUUGUGUCUGGUAUUUCCCUACAGAAGCCUUUAUUCGUGUCCUUCUUCUUGCCCCUUUGGCCAGUUCCCAGCAAUCCAAACUUAGGCGUAUGGCUGCAGCCCACCGACAGCUUCUUUGGGGCAGCUCUGUGGCAGCCCCACCCCGAGGAGAGGAUGCCUUUUCCCCACACACAGCUGGUUCUAUGGCCACAUGGGGUCAGGACACGGGGUCAUGGGUCACGUGGGGGUCCUGCAGGGUCACCGAGUUAUAUGCAGUCAGAUGGAGCGGCACAGUUUUUGGUGUCAGGUGGGGUUCUGGGUCACAGCGAUGGGCUCAGAUGGGAUGGUAGGCUCAGAUGGGGUGGCGUGGAGUUAUUCUAGGGUUCUGUGGUCGGGGUGAGGUGGGGGCAGGGAUCCCAGAGUUCUGGGGCCACGUGGCAUCGGGUCGCAGAGUGAUGGGGGCAGGCAGGGUCAGGGAGUCACAGGGUCGUGUGGGGGUAUGGUUCACCCAGGGCUGUGGGUCACGUUUAGCCAUGGGGUCACGCACAUACAGGGUUCUGUGUUCAUCUUGGGUUACGGCUCACUUGGGGUUAUGGCUCAGGGCCCCACCUUUGGGCCACUGGGACCCCCAGUCCCCUCUCAGGAAGAAAUAAAGGCACUCCAACACCGCCCCGCACCCCCCCUUUUUACCCCCAACUUCUCCCCACAUCCCCCCGUUCCCCCUAUGUCCCCAUACCACAGCACACCCCAGUGUCUCACCUGCAGCCCACAUCUUGCCUUCUCCCGAACACCAUUCUGCUCCUGCAGGCUGUGUGCCCAUAUCCUCCCAUGUGCUUAUAUCCCCCUCUCCGCCUUUCACACGCACCCAGAGCCCCAUAGCUCCUCCAGGACCUUCUCAGACCUGGUAAACUUCCCCCACAGCCAACCUGGGACCUCAUAGAGACCCACAGUCCCGAACAACACCCCUUAUCCUUGCACUGGGCUCCCACUGAACCCCCACAUAUCCUCCCUUGGACCUCCCUAACCCCCCUCAGGUCACCCCUGGGAUCUCGCAGGCCCCCACAGUCCCAGACAGGACCCCCAUCACCGUCCCAGGACGUCCAUAGCCCACCUGGGGCCCCUCUUCACCCCCGUAUCCUUCCAGAUCCCAUACAGCAGGAGGGGAAUGCAGAGCUGGCAAUGGUGUAGGGCACAGCUGUGGGUGAAAGUGACUUGGGGGGCACUGGCGAGACGGGUGCAUGGGAACGUGGGAGGAUGUGGGGGUAUGGGCCACAGCCAGCAGGAGCAGAGUGCUGCGCAGGAGAAGGCAACGUGUGAGGUAAAGGUGGGACCUGUGGGUGCGGGGACAUGGGGUGGCAUGGGGACGUAGGGGGUGUGGGGGCAUGUGGGGAGCAGUUUGGGGUCAGAGUGGGGGAUGUGGGGCGGUGUUGGAGUGCAUUUAUGGAUUUCUUCCUGAGAGGGGGUUGGGGUUCCCUGUGGUCCAAAGGUGGAGCCCUGGUCCAUAACCCCACGUGACCCCAUUACCCCAUACAACUCCGCGUGACCCCAGGGCUGCACAUCACCCAUAGCCCUGCGAGUACCAUAUGCCCAGAGGAGGCUCUGGACAGUGAUGGGGCUGUUAUUGGGUCGUUCAGGGGGUACUGUAGGGUGGCUCUGGGUCCGCUGUAGAACAGCACUCUAUAUCUGCCCCUGACCCUCACCUUGCCCACGUCUUCUGGGGCAAGAUGGGGGUCAAGGGAGCUAUGGGGGAGGUCCCACAAUCAGAGCAGGUUCACCACCAGCUCCGUGUGGGGGAUCAUCAGCCCCACCGAGGUGUGGGUGUGUCCCAUAGCUGCCCCACAGCAGCCCCAGAGCCAUCCUAGAGCAGCCCCAGAGCAGCCCCAUCACUGCCCACGGCCCGUGGCCAGCAGCAGUUCCACCAGCAGCAGUGUGUUGGGUAAAGGCAGCUCCCAGGUGUGGCUCUGCCCCAUAGCUGCCCCAAAGUGCCCCUGUAGCCCUCCCAUAGGCAUCCUUUAGCUGCCCCACAACCCGUAGGGCUUCCCCACAUCCCAGCGCAUCCCCCCAAGUGCCUGCGGGGUGUGCGAGAAACGCUCUCCUCCCUGCUGUUCCAUCGGGCGCAGCUCUCGGUGCAGCAGCAAAGCUCCUUCCUGAUUGCUGUGGCGUUACUGCACUCUCCCUCCUCGUGGCGAGGGAGAAAACGCGCAGCUGCUCCGUGAGCUCCUUCUGCUCCUGGAGCUCUCCUCCCGUGGCACUCACUGCUCUCCUGUUCCCCCUUGGCUGGGGACUGCAGGCUCACAGUCUCCGCCACGCAUCCGCUGUGCCGUUUCUCCAGAGGAGCUCUAUGGCCAACCUGUUCCUUUCGGGCUGAUUGUGUGCUUUUCUAUGCAGACAGGCAGGCAGGCAGGAUUUCUUGCAGCUCUCGCACUUGCUGUGUCUCAUGCUCCGUCCUGCAGCUGUGCCUUCUCUCGUUCGUGAUGUGCUCUGCUCAGCAUCUGUCUGCUGAACAACAGCUGUCACAGCUGUCACACUGGCCCUACCUUGUGCUCUCCCUGCAGACGUUAGAACAUUCUCUCUGCCACUCUCCAAAGCGUAACAGCUCAGAUGGUUUCCAGCAGCACACAGCUGGCACACAGAGCCGUGCUGACCACGGCAGGGUGCAGCUUCUUGUUGCAGAGCCCCGUAGUGGUGGGUGAGCGUGCCAAAGGGGGAUCCCACCGCUGCUCUUCUCCAUCCUUCUCUGCUCUUUCUGCACCACCGUGCAUUCCUUCCUGCUCGUGCUGCGCUGCCCUCAGAGUGCUUUGUCCAUUUCUCGCGGUCGUUGCAGCAGCUGUCCAAGUGCUGACGUUGGAGCCAUUUCUUCCCCACCGCGAGAUCCCUUCCGAGACGCACUGUCUCUGCUGCUGCAACAGCCCCAGUCUGGGGUGCCUUUUGGUAAGGAGUUGCGUUGUGCGUUCUGCAGCUGACUUGGAUUUCUUCUCCCACUGUCCCGUGAAGGAGUUGAUUGCUUCCAUCCGUCCCAGCUCCAUUGCUGGGUCAGGUAUCCCUCAUUGCCACGCAGCACCGCAGCAGCCCAGCUCCAGUCCCUUCCCCAGUCUCAGUGGGAUCGGUUUGUUCUCUUCUCGUCCUCUUAGAGAAACAGCAGCUACCAAGCCAGCAAACCUUGUGUCUGGUAUUUCCCUACAGAAGCCUUUAUUCGUGUCCUUCUUCUUGCCCCUUUGGCCAGUUCCCAGCAAUCCAAACUUAGGCGUAUGGCUGCAGCCCACCGACAGCUUCUUUGGGGCAGCUCUGUGGCAGCCCCACCCCGAGGAGAGGAUGCCUUUUCCCCACACACAGCUGGUUCUAUGGCCACAUGGGGUCAGGACACGGGGUCAUGGGUCACGUGGGGGUCCUGCAGGGUCACCGAGUUAUGGGGUUACGUGCAGUCAGCUGGAGCAGCACGGUUUUUGGUGUCAGGUGGGGUUCUGGGUCACAGCGAUGGGGUCAGAUGGGAUGGUAGGCUCAGAUGGGGUGGCGUGGAGUUAUUCUAGGGUUCUGUGGUCGGGGUGAGGUGGGGGCAGGGAUCCCAGAGUUCUGGGGCCACGUGGCAUCGGGUCGCAGAGUGAUGGGGGCAGGCAGGGUCAGGGAGUCACAGGGUCGUGUGGGGGUAUGGUUCACCCAGGGCUGUGGGUCACGUUUAGCCAUGGGGUCACGCACAUACAGGGUUCUGUGUUCAUCUUGGGUUACGGCUCACUUGGGGUUAUGGCUCAGGGCCCCACCUUUGGGCCACUGGGACCCCCAGUCCCCUCUCAGGAAGAAAUAAACGCACUCCAACACCGCCCCGCACCCCCCCUUUUUACCCCCAACUUCUCCCCACAUCCCCCCAUUCCCCCUAUGUUUCCAUACCACAGCACACCCCAGUGUCUCACCUGCAGCCCACAUCUUGCCUUCUCCCGAACAGCAUUCUGCUCCUGCAGGCUGUGAGCCCAUAUCCUCCCAUGUGCUUAUAUCCCCCUCUCCGCCUUUCACACGCACCCAGAGCCCCAUAGCUCCUCCAGGACCUUCUCAGACCCAGCACACUUCCCCCACAGCCAACCUGGGACCUCAUAGAGUCCCGGUGUCCCCAGCAGCACCCCUUAUCCUUGCACUGGGCUCCCACUGAACCCCCACAUAUCCUCCCUUGGACCUCCCUUACCCCCCUCAGGUCACCCCUGGGAUCUCACAGGCCCCCACAGUCCCAGACAGGACCCCCAUCACCGUCCCAGGAUGUCCAUAGCCCACCUGGGGCCCCUCUUCACCCCCGUAUCCUUCCAGAUCCCAUACAGCAGGCGGGGAAUUCAUAGCUGGCAAAGGUGUAGGGCACAGCUGUGGGUGAAAGUGACGUGGGGGGCACUGGGGAGACGGGUGCGUGGGAACGUCGGAGGAUGUGGGGGUAUGGGCCACAGCCUGCAGGAGCAGAGUGCUGCGCAGGAGAAGGUGCAUCCUCCUCCCCCCUUUUUUACCCCAAACUUCUGUUCAAAUCCCUGCAUUGCUUUUCUGUCCCCAUACCACCCCAUACCCCUGUGUCCCACUUCAGCCUACAUCUUUCCUUUUCCUGAACAGUAUUCUGCUCAUGCAGCUUGUGUCAUAUCCUGCCCAUAUCCUUAUAUCCCCCAUCGCUUCCCACAGAGCCUUGUAACCCUUCCAGAACCUCCUCAGACCAGGUACAUCUCCCCCACAGCCAUCCUGGCACCUCACAGAGCCCCACAGUCUCCAACAGCACUCCUUAUUUUUGCAUUGGCCUCCCACCGAACCCCCAUAUUUCCUCCCUCAGACUUCCCUUACCAAUUCCACCCCUCCCUGGGCUUUCUGACUCCCACAGUCCCUGACAGGGCCCCCAUCACCGUCCCACGACCCCCAUAGCCCACCUGGGGCUCUGGUGCUUAACCCGGCAUCCUCAGCUGCAGCCCUGCAGAUCAGGACAGGCGCAGAUCCCAGGGCUGUGGGCACUGCUCUACACGUCCCCACCCAUCCCACGAAUUGCACCCGGUGCUGUCUGGGAAAGUCUUUUCUUGGCUCCUGGCACAUCUUCCAUCUCCAGAGCACACCAGGAGUGUCCCUCUGACUGUGGCUCCGGGUUAACCCCGCAGCAUCCAAACGAGGAAUCCCGCAGCAAUCCACAUCUCAGGAUGGGGCUCCAGCUGUGCCCAAAUGCGUUCAUUAAAGAGAGGAGAAUGAAUGAGCGUAGCGGGGCAUCUUUCCUCCUGACAUUUCCCACCACCUGCGUGUCGGCUGUGCCAUGCGAGCGGCAUUUUGUCCUAGAGCUGUGAGUGCAGGUAUGUGUGCAUA